AUGGAGUACCAGGGGCAGCACGGGCACGAGACCAACAAGGUGGAGGAGUACGGACAGCCGGUGGCCGGGCACGGUGGCGUCACCGGCGGACCCACGGGAACACACGGCGCCGCCGCUGCUGCGGGUACCGGCGGCGGGCAGCAGCUCCAGCCGAUGAAGGACGACCACAAGACCGACGGCGUGCUGCGCCGCUCCGGCAGCUCCAGCUCCAGCUCGUCUGAGGACGACGGCGAGGGCGGGAGGAGGAAGAAGGGGAUGAAGGAGAAGAUCAAGGAGAAGCUCCCCGGAGGAGGCCACAAGGACGCCGCCGCCGAGCAGCAUCAGACGGCGGCGACCACCGGCGCACACGGCACCGGUGCGGAGGCCACCGGUGAGAAGAAGGGCGUCAUGGAGAAGAUCAAGGAGAAGCUUCCCGGCGGGCAGCACUGA
Lolium rigidum is the source of this 429-nucleotide messenger RNA. Its product is annotated as dehydrin DHN1-like. The transcript is spliced from 2 exons. The coding region runs from base 1 to 429 and encodes 142 amino acids. Lineage: Eukaryota; Viridiplantae; Streptophyta; Magnoliopsida; Poales; Poaceae. The record is from RefSeq and is a predicted model, not a curated record. Gene Ontology annotation, biological process: response to water.